Messenger RNA from Ostrinia furnacalis (Asian corn borer), 4983 nucleotides. RefSeq names its product dnaJ homolog subfamily C member 10-like. Gene Ontology annotation, biological process: transmembrane transport. Lineage: Eukaryota; Metazoa; Arthropoda; Insecta; Lepidoptera; Crambidae. Gene Ontology annotation, cellular component: plasma membrane. The transcript is spliced from 26 exons. The coding region runs from base 211 to 4296 and encodes 1361 amino acids. Gene Ontology annotation, molecular function: ATP hydrolysis activity; ATP binding; ABC-type transporter activity. The record is from RefSeq and is a predicted model, not a curated record.
UGUGAGUGAGUAUACUCGCGGGCAGUCGCAUGCGAUACUCGUGGCGAUUCGCACACCGCGCGUAUUCGUUGAAACGGAACGCGGGGGAAAACUAAAACGUUCUCUUUUUAAAAUUUCGAAAAAUUUAUUUUUAAUUUUUGAGUUUGACACAACAGAUAUUCGAAUUAUGUUUUUUUAAUAUUUUUUGUGCUAGUUUUGUGAUUUGUGAAAAUGGCCAGUGCGUUCGCAAUGCUCCAAAGUUUGGGGAGGAAAGUGCGCGGGAAAGAGCAUCGGGAAUGCAGGACGCUGCAAGUGAAUAUGCCUUCGUCAAGUUCUGUUGACAUUGAAUUUACAAAUCUAACCAUGAAAGUGUCCGAGGGAUUGCGUUCUAAAAAAAAAACAAUCCUGAAAGGCGUAUCCGGGUUGUUCAGGUCCGGAGAGCUGACGGCCAUCAUGGGUCCCUCGGGCGCCGGCAAGUCUUCCCUUAUGAACGCCCUUACAGGAUUCUCAACAAAUGGCGUGACUGGCACAAUCCGAGGUGGUGACAGCAUUUGUGAGCUUGACAAGCGAGAGCGCUCGCUUAGCUCGCUCAAGGCGUACCGCAAGAAGUCCUGCUACAUCCUGCAGGACGACCGCCUCAAUCCGCUGUUCACAGUAGCAGAGCUGAUGAGGUUCGCAGCCGAUAUGAAGCUGGGGAACACCUUGAAUGAGGAACUCAAGACAUCUGUGAUAAAUGACGUUCUCGAGACCUUAGGCCUGCAGGGCACGGAAAACACGCGGUGCUCAAAGCUCUCAGGAGGUCAACGCAAGAGGCUCUCCAUAGCGGUGGAACUCAUCGACAAUCCGCCAGUCGUGUUCUUGGACGAACCCACCACAGGUCUAGACAGCUCCACAUCAAUGCAAUGCAUCGAACUGUUGAAGAACCUAGCCCGGGACGGUCGCACGAUCGUGUGCACCAUCCACCAGCCCACCGCCUCCGUUUACUCGAUGUUCGAUCAGGUCUACAUCCUAGCUGACGGCCUGUGUAUCUACCACGGAUCCAGCUCAAACACGGUUCCGUACCUCGCGUCCGUAGGCCUACAAUGUCCAAAGUACCACAAUCCCGCCGACUAUAUUUUAGAAAUCGCGAAUGGCGAAUACGGCAAGUUCAACGAAUUCCUAGCUGAAAAGUGCACGAGUCAGGAUUGGGGGGCGAAGGUGGCGCCACCGGAGCCGCUUCCUAAUGGCAAAGUGGAUUCCUUCCACUGCGGCAAGAUAUCCAUAGUGGUCAACCCUCCUCACGAGCUUUACAAAUUCGGAAUCCUGUUUCGACGGUGUCUUAUACAGCAGUAUAGGGAUUGGACAGUAACUCACCUAAAAGUGUUGCUGCAUAUAGUGAUUGGGGUGAUCCUGGGGCUUCUCUUCGAGCAGGCUGGCAACGACGGCUCCAAGACCAUCAGCAACCUCGGCUACCUCAUAGUCUCGGUGGCCUACCUCUGCUACACGUCUUUAAUGCCAGCCGUGCUCAAAUUUCCCUCCGAACUGCCGGUGUUGAAGAAAGAAAACUUCAAUAACUGGUACAACUUGAAGACGUACUACGCGGCAAUACUCGUCACGGGCAUCCCUAUGCAGAUAUGGUACAGUUUCGUGUACUCAGCUCCGUCGUACUUCCUGACAGGCCAGCCGGUGGACUUCUCCCGGUUCCUGAUGUUCGUGAUGGUGUUAGCUAACGUGACGCUGCUGGCUGACGCUAUCGGGAACGUCAUCGGGACCUGCGUCAAUCCUGUCAACGGCACAUUCCUCGGCGCUAUAACGACGUGCGCGAUGAUUGUGUUCGCGGGCUUCCUAGUGUUAUUCGCUCACAUGAGUCCCACCAUGCGCAUUGUUUCCUACGGUUCCUUCAUGAGAUACGCCUUCGAAGCGCUUGUCCUGACUCUGUACUCGGGAGGCCGGCAAAAGCUGCCCUGUCCAGAGGAUAAGCCCUACUGCCAUACGAGGUACAAACUAAUAUUGAUAGGUUUUCUAAUACUAGAAGUGGUUAACCUAAGUGAAGUUAGCUAUUAUGAAGUACUUGGUGUGUCUAAGCAAGCUUCUACUCAAGAAAUAAGGCAGGCUUACAAGAAAUUAGCUGUAAAGUUUCAUCCUGACAAAAAUUCUAAUAUUGGUGAAGAAGAGAAGUUUUUAGAAAUCACAGAAGCUUAUGAAACGUUAAAAGAUCCACAAAAAAGACGAAAUUAUGAUCUCUUUGGAUCAUUUUCUUCAUUUACAAGAAGAUAUGACCAUCGCUCAGAGUCAGAAUACAAUAAUUUAUUCUAUAAUGGUCUGUACCAUGGUGACCCAUUUGUGGACACCCUGACAGGCCAAACAUUUUACAGCUAUCUAAAUGAAGGAUUUCAUUUUAUCAACUUCUAUUCACCCUUUUGCCCGCCAUGCCAAAACUUAGUGGAGCAUUGGAAAAAGUUGGCUGAAAUAUACAAGGGAAUUGUUAAAGUUGGUGCGGUCAACUGCAAAUACCAUAACUCUUUUUGUUACAACUCUAUGAGAAUCGCCAGCUACCCUUCGUUACUGUUUUACCCUAAUGGAAGACGAGGUAACUUCGUGCAUUACCGCGGCGAGCGCACCCUGGAUGCCCUCGACCAGUUCCUGAUGUCGUAUCUAAACACUCGCGUGCACGUGCCGAUAGUCCACCGACUCAGGAACGACAAGCCGAUGGCUUACGUACUCGGAGCCAACAGGAUUGAGAGGGCUGUGCUGAGCCGAGUCGCGUUCCACUUGAACAAUUUAAUCAAUUUGGUCAUCGUAGAAGACGAAAAUCUCCGGGAGCAGCUAACAAAGAACGAACGCACAACAGUUGUGUUCAGGUACAAUGAAAUAACCAAAGAAAUAGAGAGCACCGAAGAAAAGGAGCUAUUGAGAGAGCUAGUGAGCUCACUGCCAAAAAUUGAUCUCAUUGGCCCAGAAGAGUUCAAGGACUUACGAAACCGUCUUAGAACUACUCUAAAAACGCCUUGGAUCAUCUAUUUCUCAGCCAAAGGUCAUGACCGACUACAGUUGUACCAAAUGAGGGUGGCCUUUCCUGAAAUGUAUUUUGCUGAAAUGGACUGCGACAAGUGGAGCGAGCUAUGCGCUUCCCUUCAAGUGACUGAUGCCCCCGCUUGGGGCGUCAUGAAAGUGGGCGGGGCUUACCAGCUUGCCCCGCCCAACGGGGACUUACGGGACUUCAUACAAACUGCUUCUGAAGCUGUCAACCUUCACACACUGUCUGCUUCUGAGUUCACACGGAUACUGGAUGGAGAAGCAGGCAUGUGGUUGCUUGUAGUAGUGCCGCACCGGCUGUCCUGGGAACACAUAGCGGAGCCCUUCACGCAAACCAGUCUACACUUCUUGGAUACAGAUAUUAGCUUCGGCGUAAUGGCGUGUACAGCGGCCACAGACAAGUAUUGCCGCGAUUUGGCGCCAUCGCAGCCCGUUAUAAUAUUGCAAGAAGGCUCCAAGCGCCACGAGUACAACGACAAGAUAGACGCGCAUCGGCUGGCGGAGUUUAUACAGCUCAUACUGGAUAGUUACGACUUGGAGCUGGACGAGCAGCAAGUGCUAGAAGUGAUGGACUCCCGCGAGCGCCGGAACCACUGGCUGGUGGCGUAUUUCCCGGCACACUGCGGCCGCGGCUGCUCGCAGCUGGCGCACGAGUGGCGCCGCGUGGCACAGAAGCUCCGGCCGUUAGCGCAAGUGCGCGUGGGCAUGCUACAGUGCUCUAACAACGCGCGCGGCUUCUGCUCCAACGUGCGCUCGCCUUCCGCGCGCCUUUAUCCGCCCGCCGUCGCACACCACUACACUGUAAACCUCCAGCAGUUGUCCGAAGCCCCGUACAUCUUGGAGUGGGCGUUGGAACACAUCGACGACUCCGUGGUCAAGCUCACGUGGCAUAGCUUCAUGAAAACCGUCGCAGUAGAAGAACUCAAUCCGUCCAGUGGUAAAAAGCCUUGGUUGGUGUACUUCCAUUCCCCGCGUUGCUACCGGUGCUACGAGAUGUAUGCAGACUUCGCUAUAACUGGCAUUUUCCUCCAAAAAGCGGUCAACGCGGGCAAAGUGAACUGCGUCAACGAGCGCGGGCUCUGUCAGAACGAACAGAUAUCGAGCUACCCUUCACUACGGCUCUACCUCAACAGAAACCAUAGACAAUCCUUCACCAGCGUGGUCACCAUACAAGUCAGAGACCACGAAUUAAUGAUACAGGACAUCAGAAGACACUUGAUAAAGUACGACGAGAAUUUGCUAGACGCUGUAGAUAAUAUUGUAAGGAGUCAAGGGAUCCAUGCGAAGCAUGAUGAGUUUUAGCCAAAUUAAUAAUUUAUAUUUUUAAUUAAUUAAUUAGCAAUAAAUCCAGUGAUAAGUAGGAAUUGAAUUGCAAUAAGUUUGUGAUAAUGUGCCAGUUAGACAUUUGGGUGGUAACAUUACUUUCUAUUACCACAAAUUCUCAAUAUUGAUCUGUCUAAUAUUUAAAAAAUAUAUACUCGCUAACUUAUAGGUUCCUACUAAUACAAUAUUUAAUAUGUAAGAAGACUGUCGUAAAUGUAAAAUAAUAUGGCUAGAAAAACAGAAUCUCGCUAAUCACAGUUGUGUGAUUAGCCAUAUAAUUAUGGAUAUCGACCAUUGCUAUUCCUCGAACUGUUUAAAUGAAGACGAAUCUCAAUUUUCAAUCAUGUUUAAAAAACUGAUAUUAGAAGCCGAUAUAAAAAGGUCGGAAGUAUGGUAACCCUCACCUGCAUUUAUCAACUAAAACCAAGCCACAAAAAUCGUCUCGCACAUGGUUUAAGUACCCUAUGUAUUUAUUAUGCUGCAUUUUGUGAUAUUUUAAGUUAGUUUAAGUCUAAUAGGUGUACCUAAUAGGAUGAAUGGAUUUUUUUGUAAAAUUUGUAUUGAAAAUACAGCAGUUUUUAUCCCGGUUUUUGAAAAGAUUGACGCCCGUGUUUGUGUUUUCCGAGACAAUCCGCUAUUCACGCGGGCGAAGCCGCGGGCAAAAGC